Molecule: messenger RNA, 3398 nt
Organism: Dermochelys coriacea (leatherback sea turtle)
Lineage: Eukaryota; Metazoa; Chordata; Testudines; Dermochelyidae
Gene: ADA2
Product: adenosine deaminase 2
Exons: 11
Coding region: 298-1827 (509 amino acids)
Biological process (GO): inosine biosynthetic process; adenosine catabolic process
Molecular function (GO): adenosine deaminase activity
Source: RefSeq, a predicted model, not a curated record
AGUUUGUAAAAUAGCCUGGGCCCAAGCCUCUCCUGAGAGUACAUUUGUCAUCUAUGUAAAACUGUCAGAUUAUGAGUGGGUGGCAGUUACACAGAGAUGACAAUGACUCCUCACUUGAGGGCAGUGAAGAGGUUAAAAUUUAGCAGAUGGGACAGAAGGAUGAGGAAAUACGAUGUGACCAGCUGGCUAUCUGAGAAGCACCAGAGGAGCGGUGACUAGGACCUGCUAUCUCGGUUGCAGUUGGAUGAUCUCUGGACGCAAGGAAGAGAAAAUUGACAGUAAGAGUGUGUCCAUGACAUGAAGCCUCAGGCUGGUUGGCUUGUAUUCCUUGUCCUAAGUCUGGUUUCUCUUUGCCUUCCCAUCCCUUUGCGGGACUCCCUGUUGGAGCAGGAGAAUGUCCGCCGGACCGGCGGCAACCUGGUGCUGGGGAAGUGGGAAGAGCAGAUCAAUGAGUAUCUAAUAAGCCUCAAGGAGAUGGAAGUGGCCAAGGCCCGGAAGACUGGAUAUUUCCCACCAAGCAUGCACUUCUUCAGGGCCAAAGGCUUCAUUGAUCAAAGUGCAGUGUUCAGCAUCUUGAAACGUAUGCCAAAAGGUGCUGUCUUACACCUGCAUGACUAUGCAAUAUUGAGCGUGGACUGGUUGGUGCACAAUGCCACCUACCUACCUGACUGCUACAUCUGCUUCACUCAUGUGGGUACUGUUCAGUUUAGGUUUUCCAAGCCUCAUCCACCCAGCCCAGUGCCGCCGAACUGCUCAGAGUGGGUGUUGCUAGAGACUUACCGGAAGCAGCUGCGCAACAUCAGUGAGUUUGAUAACAGUUUGCUGAAGAACAUGACCCUGGUGACUGACAACCCUGAGUUGACAUACCCAACACAGGCUUUCAUUUGGAGAAGAUUUGAAAAUGUCUUUUUCACUGCUUCUGGCCUUAUCUGUUAUGCAUCUGUGUUCAAGGCCUAUUUCUAUCAAGGGCUGUUGGAGCUCUAUGAGGAUAACAUACAGUAUGUCGAGAUAAGAGCUCUACUGCCACCGGUGUAUGAACUGGAUGGGACCCAAUACAAUGAAUCCUGGUCUGUGGCAACGUAUCAGGAGGUGACAAGGCAGUUUGUUAAGGAUCACCCUGAUUUUAUUGGAGCAAAAAUUAUAUUUACAACACACAGAAAGCAGAAUGUUACCAAGAUUAAAAAAGCCAUCUAUAAGGCCAUGGACCUCCGAGCCACGUUUCCGGACACUCUGGCAGGAUUUGACCUGGUUGGGUUUGAGGAUGAAGGACACUCUCUGUGGAACUUGAAGGAUGCCCUGACCAUUCCAUACUCCCUAGGAGUCACUUUGCCUUACUUUUUCCAUGCUGGUGAGACUGACUGGCAGGGCACCUCUGUAGACAACAAUGUGCUCGAUGCUUUGCUGUUCAAUACCAGUCGGAUUGGCCAUGGAUUCGCUCUCAUUAAACAUUUAGUAGCCAAGAAUUUGUCCCUUAAGAUGGAUGUUCCUAUAGAACUCUGCCCAAUCUCCAACCAGGUCCUGCUGUUAGUAUCGGAUUUGAGGAACCAUCCUGCUGCUGAGCUGAUGGCAGAGGGACACCCCAUGGUGGUUAGUCCAGACGAUCCAUCUGUCUUUGGAUCAAAGGGUGUGUCGUAUGACUUCUAUGAGGUGUUCAUGGGCAUCGGCGGGAUGCACGCUGACCUGAGAACUUUAAAACAACUGGCACUAAACUCUCUAAAAUACAGCUCCUUGCUGCCAGAGGAGAAAGCCCAGGCCAAACGGGUCUGGCAGAAAAAAUGGGACCAGUUUAUAGCUGACCUCUCCAACGCUUUUCCAAGGGAGCUGUAGUGGGGAGGAGGCUCCUCUCUGAGAGACUGUCUGUACGGUGGAAGGAACCGGGACGACUGCUAAUACAGAGAGAAUUCUUUUUCUAUGUCACUUGAACAAACAGCGCUCAAGCUAAGGCUUGGAGCCAGGUGAUUUUGGCCAAUUAUAGUUAAUAGCAAUCGCCCAUACCUCUAUACAUUAAAGUCUUUGAGAGCAGGUGAAGCAGAGCAGUGAGCCUUUAAAAUAGAAGCAAAAAGUGCUACAAAUGACCAAAGUAACUAAAGUCAAAAUACCAUUAAAAUCCUGACGUGCUUACUCACUUUUUAACUAUUGUGAAUGGGAGUUUUCCCCGAACAAGGACUUAAUGAUUUUGCCUCACAUCAUUAUAAAAUAAAUAUCUUCUCAGGAAACAGCUAGUGCAAACAUCCCACCAUCUGAGCCCAUUGACUUUCAGGAGGGCAAGGAUUGAAAGCGAUUCUUAUCUGAGAUCAGUGACUGGUUAUGUUUGACCCUGGGCCCGGUGCCAAAAUAGUACUGCUAGACUGAGGAACCAGGUCUAAGCUUCUGACAUCUCAAGAUGUAAGGGCUAGAAACAAGCUGAUGGACCUGUACAAAUGCUUUUAAGACUUAUAUACUUUGUAAAGCAGUGAUCAGCAAAGAAUGCAAGCACUGAUUGCUGAAAGAAUAUGCACUUCACUCUGGAACCUACCAUUGUAGGGAUUCCAAUACACUUUUCAACUGGAAAAGAACCCCUGAUUUCAAGAGGUAUCUCUCAGAUCCAUAUUAAAUAAAGCACCGAUCCUGCACUGGAAUCUACUAGUGCAGGCCUCUGCACCCAUGUGAAAUCCUCUUGAUUUCAAUGGGAUUCAACAUGUACUGGCAGAUCCCACUGCAGGAUCUGGGCCCGGUCCCUGAGUCCAUAGCAAUCAGAUCUCCGAUGUAUCAAAGAAUUAGUCCCUUGAUGUGGCUUCAAUACAGUGCCAGUGUCAUUCCCAGUUACUAGCUCUGCAGAAGAAAGACAAAGCAGCAACAGCAUAAUUUAAAUAGUAACUAGAUAGAGUCCUUUGAAAUAACUGUGACAAAAACUGCAGACAGCAUUUCAGAUGGCAACGUAGGGCAGUUUCAAGCCAAAAGACUAAUGAUCACCACGAGCAUGUUCAGAAACAUCUUUAUUCUUCUCCCCAGAUUGGGUUUGAGGAUGAAGGACACUCUCUGUGUAAUUGUCUCUCUGUUCUUCUGGGGAGAGACGGACAGGGUAGCAGUUAUGCUGUAAGAAGCUUGGGCCAGGUAUGAAAAAUCAUCAGUAUCAUACCUAGAAACUACUCAUUUAAAACCCCAGAUUUGUAAGUAGAUCAGAAAAUGUCUAAGAAGAUGCGAUUAGAUUUAUCCCUUUUAUUUCAUUAUGGCUUGUGGGUUCCUCUGUGCUAACCCCAGAUGCUUUUGUUUAGCUUGUAACCUUUAAGCUGGACCUCAAGAAAGCUAUUCUUGGUGCUUAAUCCUUGUAGUUGCUCUUUUAAAAUCUAGCAAUAGCUUGAGUUCCCACAUGUAUUUUCUUUUUUUUUAUUAAUAAAGUUUACCUUUUUUAAGAACAG